Drosophila obscura is the source of this 881-nucleotide messenger RNA. RefSeq names its product probable RNA-binding protein 18. The record is from RefSeq and is a predicted model, not a curated record. NCBI's taxonomy places the organism in Eukaryota, Metazoa, Arthropoda, Insecta, Diptera, Drosophilidae. The transcript has 5 exons. Bases 105 to 713 code for a protein of 202 amino acids. Gene Ontology annotation, molecular function: RNA binding.
UUCUAAGGGAAUGGCGGGCAUAUUGUAUCGAUAAAUCCGCGGUCACACUGCACUUGCACACGAAUUUAGUUUUUUUUUGUUGAUUUUCGCCAAGAAAAUGGCAGAUGCUGCCAGCACAAGUGCCGGAGGCAGUGCAGGAGCAGGACAGCAGCAGCAGCAGCAAACGCAGUCGCUGGGUCUGGGUCUGCUGUGGCUGUGCCCGGGGCUGGCGAGGAACAGCGACGCAUCUGGGUGGGAAAUUUGGAUUCACGGAUCACCGAUUCGACAUGCUGUUCCACAAGGGCGGCCCAAUGGUUGGCCAGUCCCGCGGCUAUGCCUUUAUCACAUUCGCCCAGAAUGAGGGAGCCACCAAUGCGCUGCUCAAGCUGGAUGGCACAAGCGUGGGCAGCCGCUCGAUAGCCGUCCGCCUGGCCAAGAACAUCAAAUAUGAUGAUCUGCAAAAGCCCAAGCCGCGCAUUGAGAUUCCCGCUCUGGGAACGGGCAAGCGUGAGGAGAAAAUCAGCAAAUCGGAGGCCAUACGCGCCAUUGAGGCGAAGCUGAAGCAUCUGGAACGGCAGACAGACGACAAUCUCGAGCUGAAUCCCAGGGACGGCAUCAACGCGAACGUGCCCUUCAUCCAGCGCUUUCAGUUCAACAAGGAUCGGGACAAUACUCAACGCUAUGGCAAAUCGUCGGCCCCCUACCAUCGACAGCAGCGUCCGAAGCGACGCUGAGGCCACCGGAACGCACCGCGAACAACUUCGUUUAGUUUACGUGAAAUUUUAGUACUUAGGGCGCUACCUCAGCAGCAGACAGCCUGACAACCACACCAUUUACUUUACAAUUAAUUUAUUUAAGAGAUAAAGACACACCCAGUAUGAAAGGAAACACAAAAGUGAGCA